AUGGCAGACACACCACUCAAAACCUACCAUGGCGCCUGCCACUGCAACAAAAUCAAAUUCUCCCUUGCCCUCCCAGAGAUUAAAACUUUCACGGAAUGUAACUGCAGUAUUUGUUUUCGCAAAGCGUAUGCGUGGGUGUUCCCACCUGCUGGGAGUUUGGUCUUUGAGGAUGGGUUUGGGGAGGAGGGAUUGCGAGCUUAUGAGUUUGCGGCUAGGAGGAUGGAACAUAGAUUUUGCAAAAGUUGUGGAACUGGUAUAAUGGGGAAAGACAUGGCCAGGACCUUGAAGGACGUUGAUAUUGAGAGCCUUACUGGGAAUAAAUUCGACGGAGCGACCCUCGAACCUCAUUUCACCCCUCACAAAUUCCAUGGAACACUUCCAAUGACAGGAACCCCGGAUUCUAAAACUUGUUUUGGUUCUUGUCACUGUGGGGCCACAACCAUGGCUUUGCAAGCGAAAGAAUUGGUUGAGGAUAAUGAGUUUAUCCAAAAGUGCAACUGCAGCAUUUGCUCAACCCGCGGUUCCAUCCUCAUCUACCCUCAUACCUCAGCAUUCACAGCAGCGACCUGUAGUCUUCAACCUUUGGUACCGUACACUUUCGGACCUCGUCUUCAGGAACAUCUAUUCUGUCCUAUGUGCGGAGUUUACGUCUAUAUUCGCAAAAAGGAUGAUAUUCCUCUAGAGAAGUUUAGGAAAUAUGGUGGAUCAAAAAGUCAAGGGCUUGGAGACGAGGAGUUGAAGGAGAAAAUGAAGGUGUGGGAGGGCAUUGUACCUGUUAAUCUCAGGUGCUUUGAAGGUGUUGAGUGGGAGAAGCUGAAUAUCAAAAAGGGUGAUUGGAAGGGUUGGUUGGAGGGUGAAACGUUUGAUGACUUGGACGGAAGUGAGAGGAUGUUCUUGAAGGAAUUCUCUUCUACUGGGUUCUGA
This is a messenger RNA of Glarea lozoyensis ATCC 20868, 924 nucleotides long. Its product is annotated as Mss4-like protein. The transcript has 6 exons. Gene Ontology annotation, molecular function: carbon-sulfur lyase activity. The coding region runs from base 1 to 924 and encodes 307 amino acids. The record is from RefSeq and is a predicted model, not a curated record. Lineage: Eukaryota; Fungi; Ascomycota; Leotiomycetes; Helotiales; Helotiaceae.